AUGCAACUGCAAGAAAUAAGUAAUAGUUGCUGUUAUAUUUUCGGAUUCGAUAGGAGGGAACUACAAAAUACAAAAGACAAACUCACAAAGUUUGGUGGUGUGUGGAAAAAAGCCACGAUAAGCAACAUGACUGACGAGGAAAAUGACAUUUACACGUUGGAUGACCUUAUGAAGCUUCAAAAUACCACGAAAAUAGAAAUCCUGAAAAUGGACAUCGAAGAUUACUGCGUAUCCGCAUGCACCAUUUGCUGCAUUGCAGGAAACAUGCAGGGAUCGUCAUCAAUAUCGGCAAUUACACCAUCUACUGCGUCGCUACUGUUGAAAGAAAGGAUACCAAGUCAACAAGCAACAGUUGUCGGAAUUGAUGCGAAUGCAAAGAUAGGCAUAACUGACAGUUCGAUCUGUUUGGAAAAUGAUACUAUCCCACGAAGCAGAGAUCGGAUAUUGGCGGUCGUUAGAUCUUUGCAAGCAGACGAGCCUCAUCAUUGUGUCUUUGUUUAA
This is a messenger RNA of Necator americanus (New World hookworm), 501 nucleotides long. RefSeq lists its product as uncharacterized. NCBI's taxonomy places the organism in Eukaryota, Metazoa, Nematoda, Chromadorea, Rhabditida, Ancylostomatidae. The transcript has 4 exons. The record is from RefSeq and is a predicted model, not a curated record. Bases 1 to 501 code for a protein of 166 amino acids.